ACACGGGCAGUCCUUUGGCUUGGCUAGACGUGUAAGAACGAGGAAGUACUCGCAUCUUGAAAAAGUUAUUUGGAGUGUGUGUGUGUGUGUAUCACUUGAAGACAAAUAUUAUUUUUCUUACCGGAGACAUGGCAGAAGCAGACAUUGCGUUGAUUGGUUUGGCUGUGAUGGGACAAAACAUCAUCCUGAAUAUGAAUGAUCAUGGCUUUGUGGUCUGUGCCUACAACCGCACUGUCUCCAAAGUGCACGAUUUUCUGGCCAAUGAGGCGAAAGGCACUAAAAUAAUAGGAGCUGAGUCCUUGGAGGACAUGGUGGCCAAGCUGAAGAAGCCCAGAAGGAUAUUGAUGCUUGUCAAAGCUGGCCAGGCAGUUGACGACUUCAUCGAUAAGCUGGUCCCUCUUCUGGAGGCUGGGGACAUUAUCAUUGAUGGCGGCAAUUCCGAAUAUAGAGACACAACACGGCGUUGCAGGAGUCUGAAGGAGCGUGACCUGUUGUUUGUGGGCAGUGGCGUCAGCGGAGGAGAAGAUGGUGCUCGCUACGGACCCUCGCUGAUGCCAGGCGGACACAAAGAGGCCUGGCCACAUAUAAAGGACAUUUUUCAAAGCAUUGCUGCCAAAGUUGGAACAGGAGAACCAUGCUGUGACUGGGUCGGUGAUGAGGGUGCAGGCCAUUUUGUAAAGAUGGUCCAUAAUGGGAUUGAGUACGGGGACAUGCAGCUGAUCUGUGAGGCCUACCACCUUAUGAAGGAUGUCCUGGGUAUGGACCAUGAUGAGAUGGCACAGGCUUUUGAUAACUGGAACAAGACAGAAUUGGACUCCUUUCUUAUUGAGAUCACAGCUGGCAUCCUGAAGUUCAGGGAUGCCGAUGGUACUCACCUGUUGCCUAAAAUCCGCGAUGCUGCUGGGCAGAAAGGCACAGGGAAGUGGACAGCCAUUUCAGCUCUAGAGUACGGCUCACCAGUAACCCUGAUCGGAGAAGCUGUCUUUGCCAGAUGUCUGUCAGCCCUGAAGGAUGAGAGAAUGAAGGCCAGCAGGAGCCUUGGUGGGCCCCAGGGAGCCAAGUUCAACGGGGACAAGACCUCGUUCCUCGAGGACAUCCGAAAGGCCCUCUAUGCCUCCAAGAUCAUCUCAUACGCUCAGGGCUUCAUGCUUCUCAGACAGGCAGCAAAAGAGUUUGGCUGGUCUCUGAACUAUGGGGCCAUUGCCCUGAUGUGGAGAGGAGGCUGCAUCAUCCGGAGUGUUUUCCUAGGGAAGAUUAAAGAGGCCUUUGACAGGGACGCUGAGCUGCAGAAUCUGCUGUUAGAUAACUUCUUCAGUAAUGCAAUUCAGGACUGCCAGGACUCGUGGCGGCGGACGGUCAGCGUUGGGGUGCAGCAGGGGAUCCCCAUGCCCUGUUUCACUACCGCCCUGUCCUUCUACGAUGGCUACCGACACGACAUGCUCCCGGCUAACCUCCUCCAGGCCCAGAGAGACUACUUCGGAGCGCAUACCUAUGAACUUCUGUCCAACCCUGGCAAGUAUGUCCACACCAACUGGACAGGCCACGGUGGCAAUGUUUCUUCUUCCUCCUACAAUGCUUAGAGAGCAAUGCAGUGGCAUCGGCUAUCAAGUCACGAAGAUUUGUUACACAUUCUGUCUCUAAAGUCAAGCCUAAAUAUUUAAAGACCCCCUUCUUUUCAAUCUGAUACAUAUUGUACCUGAAGUUCUGUUUAUGUUGAAGUGUUAUAUUGAAUAAUUGUUUGUAAACCCAUCCGUAUGAGAUUGGUGGUACAGUUCGUAUUAUUGUAGCCUACUGACACAGACACACAGCAGAGGCUAGUCAAGGGUUUCACCCCUCAGCCUAAACUGCAAACGGUUCUCUACUUUUCCUAUUGUGUGCAUCC
Messenger RNA from Esox lucius (northern pike), 1882 nucleotides. It is a transcript of the gene pgd, whose product is annotated as phosphogluconate dehydrogenase. Lineage: Eukaryota; Metazoa; Chordata; Actinopteri; Esociformes; Esocidae. Bases 129 to 1580 code for a protein of 483 amino acids. The record is from RefSeq and is a predicted model, not a curated record. The transcript is spliced from 13 exons. Gene Ontology annotation, molecular function: NADP binding; phosphogluconate dehydrogenase (decarboxylating) activity. Gene Ontology annotation, cellular component: cytosol. Gene Ontology annotation, biological process: pentose-phosphate shunt; pentose-phosphate shunt, oxidative branch.